Molecule: messenger RNA, 2484 nt
Organism: Diaporthe amygdali
Lineage: Eukaryota; Fungi; Ascomycota; Sordariomycetes; Diaporthales; Diaporthaceae
Exons: 1
Coding region: 1-2484 (827 amino acids)
Biological process (GO): RNA processing
Cellular component (GO): nucleus
Molecular function (GO): RNA binding
Source: RefSeq, a predicted model, not a curated record
AUGUCCGCCCCUAAUAAGAUCGCCGAGUUCCCCGACGUCGAGGCCAAGCUCCAGAAGCCUACGAAGCAGUCCGCCUUCGAGCGUCAGAAGGCCGAAGCCGAGGCCAAGCGAUUGCGAGAAGCUGCCGAGACAGCCGCCGUAUACGAGGACUUUAUCAAGAGCUUCGACGCCGACGCCGACGAUGACGAGCGCAACCACUCCGACCGAGGUUCAGGCGGCUUUGGACGCCCGCCGCAGCCCAGGGGUGGCGGCUUUGGAGGAGGGGCAGGUGGAGGACGCAGGCACUUUGGUGCACCGGCUGCGCCUGGGGCCAUGAAAGCCAGCGGGCCAGGAUCCCUCGGCCCUGCACCGCCGCCCAUCAGCUUUGGGAAGAAGAGGACCUACGACGGAUUUCAGACCAACAACGACAGGAGAAGGGACCACUCAGCGACCGGUUCGGGGCGGCUUGGUGCCGGCUUCGACGACAACGAGCUCGGCCAGAAACCAAUUUCGAAGGCUUUUGAUGCAAGCGACGAUGAGGAGGAGCACACGGGCCUGGAUCGGUCAGAGGAGAAGGCUGUGGCACGCCCAACACUACGACUUGCGAACCUACCCCCUGCGACGUCUCCUGCCGUGAUAAGGGCCUUGAUACCGACGAACCUGGUGGUCGAGGGCGUUAAAAUACUCUCUCAUUCGGCUCCUGGUGUCACCGGCACAGAUCGCAAGUCGAUCGCCGCCAUUGUGACCCUUUCGCAAGAGACAGCGGCAUCUGAGAUCGAUGCCGCCGUCAGUGCCCUUCAGAACCGCUAUCUUGGCUUUGGCUACUAUCUCUCCUUGCACCGGCAUCUUUCAUCCGCUGCUAUCGCCGCGGGAUCGAUGACAAAUGUGAUCGUCUCGACAGUGUCACAUCCAUUCGGUGCAAAGCCGGUGGCUCAACCUGGACCUGCAAGUGGGCCAGACACGCGGGGCCGCUUUGCGCCUCCAUCUUCAUAUAAUCAGAUGGGAGCUGUCAAUCGUGGCGUCUUGUUGCAUGUUCCUGUGCAACCACCAAGCGACAUCAAGCAGCUACGCAUGAUCCACAAGGUAGUGGAGUCGGUGCUCGAGCACGGGCCAGAAUUCGAGGCAUUGUUAAUGUCACGGCCUGAUGUACAGAAAGAAGAGAAAUGGGCCUGGAUCUGGGACGCCAGAUCACAAGGUGGAAUAUGGUAUCGCUGGCGCUUGUGGGAGAUCCUCACGGGAGGUGGGCAGUCGAGAAGAGAAAGGGGCAAAUAUCUCCCUCUCUUCGACGGGGGUUCUGCCUGGAAGGUGCCCGACAAACAACUAGCUUACGAAUACACGACGGGUGUGGACGGAUUUGUAUCCGAGUCUGAAUACGACUCGGAGUUUGACGACGAAGACGAGGACGAGCCCAAGAUCAUUACAGAAGGGACCAAGGAGCCAGAUGAAGUAUUCCUCAACCCGAUCGAAAAGGCCAAGCUCGUUCACCUGCUGUCACGGCUACCGACGACACUCAGCAAGAUACGCAAAGGCGACAUCGCAAGGAUAACCGCGUUCGCGAUAAUGCACUCGAAUCGAGGUGCCGAUGAGAUAGUCGACCUGAUCGUGACGAACCUCGAGAAGCCCUUAUCAUUCAGCUCCGCCAACCCAGACCACCUCAACGAUGCGGGCCCGGACCAACCAGGCGACCACUCGCGAGACACAUCACCAACACCCAAGGACCCAGACCCUGCAUCCCGUGACACGUCGGGCGCCAAGCUCGUGGGCCUCUACGUCAUCAGCGACAUCCUGUCGUCGUCGUCGACAAGCGGCGUCCGCCACGCCUGGCGGUACCGGCAGCUGUUGGAGGCGGCGCUCAAGGCGCGGCGCUCGUUCGAGGGGCUGGGCCAGCUGCCCGAGCGGCUCAGCUGGGGCCGGCUGCGCGCCGAGAAGUGGCGGCGCAGCAUCGGGCUGGUCCUCAGCCUGUGGGACGGGUGGUGCGUGUUCCCCAACGACUCGCAGGAGCUUUUUGUCCGGAGCUUCGAGAACCCGCCCAGCCUGCGCAAGGAUGAUGACGACGAUGAGGAGCUCAAGGCCGAGGCGAAGAGGGCUGCUGCUGGUGGGAGCCGCUGGAAGACCGUGGAUGCCGCCGCGGCGGAAGUAUCUGCGGCUGAGGAUGGUCUGCCGCCCGAUGGGGCUGACUCGGAUGGGAGCUAUGAUGAGUACACGGACGACGAGGAGGCUGAUAAUGAGCUGCUCGCGCGGUACCACAUCGACGGUGAGCCACUGCUUGACAUUGAUAUUGUCGGCCUGGCCCUCGAUGGCGAGGAUGACAUUCAGAUGGGAGAAGACAGCGGUGGUGGGUUCGCGCCAAAUGUCAAAAAAGAAGAGGGAACCCCUGAUACCGAGACGAAAGCCGGCGGCCUUUCCAAGAUGGCGUCUUCUUCGUCGCUAGGUCCUGGAGGCAAGCGCAAGCGGGUCACUGCUGCGGACAUGUUUGCGGAUUCUGACUCUGAUGGUGGGAACUAG